This is a messenger RNA of Helianthus annuus (common sunflower), 3626 nucleotides long. RefSeq lists its product as uncharacterized. Gene Ontology annotation, molecular function: protein binding. The coding region runs from base 217 to 3396 and encodes 1059 amino acids. Gene Ontology annotation, cellular component: cytoplasm. NCBI's taxonomy places the organism in Eukaryota, Viridiplantae, Streptophyta, Magnoliopsida, Asterales, Asteraceae. The transcript is spliced from 12 exons. The record is from RefSeq and is a predicted model, not a curated record.
AAUCUGGAUGUGAAGUGUGAACCCAAACUUGAAGGUUUCUUCAUCCUAAUGGUGAAUUAGCAAAUGUCAAGUGCCAGCAACACACACACACACACUGUAACGUGUUCCGAUAUCACCUCCCACAUGUCCACCUUUCUUCUCCCUCACUUUCUCUCUCUACAACAACAACAAUGGCGGUUUCUCUCUCCUCAAUCCUCUAACUAACUCCAAGUCAACAUGUCCGCCACCGUCACCGGCGAUCGCUACCUCGAAUCACUCGUUCACUUCGUCGAGAAACAGGCGGCUCCGUUGAUCGAAGGAACCCUAGUUUUGAAGUUGAAUCCGGUAGGCCUUCACUACGUUCAGUCACGGCUCGAAUCGUUGGCGGAGCUUGAACGGCUGCUCGCCGGAGCUCCGGUGGAUUAUCUCCGCGCUUAUGUUUCUGACCUAGGUGAUCACCGUGCGCUGGAGCAGUUACGGCGGAUUUUGCGGAUACUUACAUCGCUUAAAGUUGUAUCGGUUGUUCCGUUGCAGUCGUGCAGAGAUCCUACGCCGCUGUGUUUGUUGCCGUUUGGAAGGUUGAAGGUUUUGGAACUUCGUGGAUGUGAUCUGUCUACUUCUGCUGCUAGAGGAUUGCUUGAACUUAGGCAUACUUUGGAGAAGAUUAUCUGUCAUAAUUCAACUGAUGCGCUUCGGCAUGUUUUCGCUAGUAGAAUUGCUGAGAUAGAAGACUCUCCUCAGUGGAAGCGGUUAUCGUUUGUUUCUUGUGCUUAUAAUGGAUUGGUUUUGAUGGAUGAUUCAUUGCGACUCCUGCCUGUAGUUGAAACCCUUGAUUUAAGUAGGAACAAGUUUGCUAAAGUGGAUAAUCUGUGGAAAUGUAGCAAGUUGAAGCACCUGGACCUUGGUUUUAAUCAAUUGAGAACAAUUGCGUCAUUUAGUAAGGUCUCAUGUCAACUUGUGAAACUCGUGUUGAGGAACAAUGCUCUUACUACCAUUCGUGGGGUGGAGAAUCUAAAAGCACUUGAAGGGCUUGAUCUUUCCUACAAUAUCAUUUCUAACUUUUCGGAGUUGGAACUCCUCGCUGGUCUUCCAUUACUUCAGAAUUUAUGGUUAGAAGGAAAUCCAAUAUGUUCUGCCAACUGGUACAGAGCACAUUUGUAUAGCUUCUUUUCUAAUCCCGAUAAGCUGAUAUUGGAUGACAAGAAGAUCUCAACUAGAGAGGUCUGGAAGCGACAGAUUAUUAUUGCCAGUAGGCACAAGCAACCAGCUGGCUUUGGAUUUUAUUCUCCAGUCAAAGAUGAUGCUGAAGCAGAGGGGAGUGUUAACCCAAAAAUGAAAAAGCUAUCUCGUGUUGCCAGUAUUGAAAGUGAAACAGCAAGCACUAUUGCAUCUUCUGAUAAUGACUCUAUUACUUGUGAUGAUGAGGAUCGGGCCAAACAGGAGAUUUCUGAUACAAAUAAAGAAGCUGAAAUUGUUGAUUUUAUGGAAAAAAUUGAGUUCAUGAAAAAAGAGCAUUCCGCUUUAUGGCUGGAGGAGUUUCAAAGAUGGAUGACUCAUGUUUCCGAUGAUCAUGUGAAGGGUGAUAUACAAGCGUUAGUUCCUAACAAAGAAAAAGAUUCUAGAAAACAGAGAAGGUUAAAGCAUUUUGGUAAAAAAUCAAGAUAUAUUUCUUCUUCUGCUGAUGUUUUUGAUAAUGAUCAUCAUAUGGAACUUCAAGAAUCUUAUCACCCAUAUGAUGAUCUGUCUGUCAGUACUGUAUCACAUGAAGCUGUAGAUGGGUCUAUUUCAAAUAAUAAAAGGAUUGAUCCUACUAGAAUUAUUCAAUCUCCAGAAGAUGAGGGGACGUGUUCUAACAAUGGUAUUAAAGUUGAAGGACCUGAAAUGACAAUAGUGGACACUAUGGAUGAUAGUAUUGAAGCUCAAUCUCCGUCAGUUUAUGCAGGAUCGCCACCGCAUUAUCAAGAGGACAUUCUUCAUCGCCGCCAAAAUUUGGAGGAAGAAUUUCUGCAGUUAUCUGCUGAGUCAUAUUCAAUAGCUUCCUCAGAUAGCGAUACCAGUGAUAGUGUAGAUGAUUAUGGGGAAAACGGAUCACAUAUUCAUAACGAAUCAACAACUGCUGAUAAUUCAAGAAGUAUGGAUAGCUUAACGUUUUUAUCUUCUGAAGAUUUAUACAAAGCGAUAGAAAGUGACUCGUGUUCUGUAAAACAUGGGGAUUCUGAACGUAUAGGCAACAACAUUUAUGAAGGAAGUCUGCAUGAUGGUGAAAUAGUCGGUCUCGUGAAGCAAGAAGCAGAUUGGUUGGAGAAGAAAAUGUACAGACGAAAAACAAAACUGAGGGUUUUAUCGCUAACGGAGAAGAUGGCACAAACAGACACUAUUGAUUCACAUAAAUUGAACUGCAGUGCACAUGAUGUACACAAGUCCUGUUGGCAAGAGGCUAGCAUGAGUGACUAUCAGAUGUUGGUUUACGGAGGGAAUCUUUCGGAAGAAAACUUGUCGGCCGCAGGGAUAGAAGAGUUUAUCUUAAAGAACUUCAAUGUAGAUCUUGCAGAUUUUGGGGUUGAGGAAAUAUGUAGGCAAUAUGUGCCUUGCAGUUGUUUGCUUGAGGAUCCAUCUGGGUGCGGUAAAAGCGGAAUGGCGCUAUUGCUUUGCUGUGAACAGAAGCUGUAUGUUGUACUUCUCAAUGGACGAAAUGAUGGGUCAGGAUCUAGCCCGAGUCUAGUAGGUUGCUUCGGUACUGAAGAUGUAAAGGAGGUGUUAGUAGGUUUAGGACUUCAGGCAGUGAGGUUGUACGCUAAACGAGGGGCAAGGUAUACGUUCAUAACAAAGAGUAUAGAGAAAUCAAGGAUGCUUAUAUCUAUACUGGAAUUCUUUCAUUUAAAUGCAAAGAAGAAAGGAUUUCCUCUUAUAAGUUUGGAUAAGAUCCAGGUUGCUUUGUUUGAGAGAGAUGUAUGUGGGGGAUCAAAAACAAACAUCCUUCAGUAUUCGAUGGUGCUAUUUUGGAGCAGUAAUUCUCAAGAUAAUCAUUGGUUUUCAAGAUCGUUGUUUGUUCUUGGAGAGCAUAUGCUUGUGUGCAUCGAGGAUAUCUCGCAGUUCGGUUUUGAUUCCCAGGACACUUAUACUCCGUAUUUCUCUCUUGAUACCUGCUGUUCUAUUGUCAACGCUUUGGAAAUGGUUAUAGACACCAAAGAGAGCUUCUGUGUGACAUUAACUCUCAAGUCUGUUGCAUCAGAGUUCUCCCCGUUAAAUUCAUCCUCUAAACCAGAAAACGGGUCACCCAACAACAGGGGUGCAGCUGUGACUUGGAAACUGAAGUGGUACAGUGAAAACGAUUUAUUCAAAUUCGUGGCACUCGUGAAGGCACUCCAUGCUGGAGCUGUACCCGCAUCUCCUUUAAACUUGAGAUAUGCUUCUUAAUUUUACCACUUUUACAUGUUUGUAGAGUAUGAUUCAGGUCGUCUAGCAUUCACUUUAUUCGUUGAUUCGCUUUUUAGUUUUUUCUGUUAUAGUUGGUUUUGGUGACUUGAAAGAUAGGUGGUUGUGGUUUUGUUUUGUUUUGUACAGAAUAAAUGUACAGUUAUACUUAUUGGUGUUAAAUAUGGUGUUUAUGUUGAAGUUAGUUGAAGUACUAUGUGUGAUUUGGGUGA